AUGGAGGAUCCCAUGGAAUCUUCUGGUGAAGAGAACUUUGUGGAAGAGAGUCACAAGCUGGUCGACUCAUUGGACAAGCUUCGUGUCAGUGCUGAGAGCUCUUCCUCCCAUUUCAAGAAGAAGCCUGUCAUUAUCAUUGUUGUUGGAAUGGCUGGUACACAUUGUUUUAGCUAUAACAAUUACAAGGAAGUUAUAAAGCAGUAUAUCUUGGGACCUAAUGGUGGCAUCAUGACGUCACUCAACUUGUUUGCUACUAAAUUCGAUAAGACCCGGCUGCCUCUUGUCUUGGCUUUCAACAAAACCGAUGUUGUAGAUCACAAGUUUGCCUUAGAGAACUUGUACCGGAAUAUAAGAUAUGUUGGUGUUUCUGCAAUCACUGGUGCUGGGAUGGAUGAUUUCUCUAAAGCCAUUGAAGCAAGUGCUGAGGAAUACAUGGGAACUUCAUCUGUCAGCAAGUUCCAUGCUUAUGAUUUGUGUUUUUGUUCUCCAGAGCUUAUCUUGACUAGAGAAAGGCGGAGAAGGAGCAGUUGCAAGAAGAGUGAAGGGAAAAGGAAAUGA
This is a messenger RNA of Eruca vesicaria subsp. sativa (arugula), 558 nucleotides long. Lineage: Eukaryota; Viridiplantae; Streptophyta; Magnoliopsida; Brassicales; Brassicaceae. The record is from the annotation of a GenBank genome assembly.